Messenger RNA from Purpureocillium lilacinum, 687 nucleotides. RefSeq lists its product as uncharacterized. The record is from RefSeq and is a predicted model, not a curated record. NCBI's taxonomy places the organism in Eukaryota, Fungi, Ascomycota, Sordariomycetes, Hypocreales, Ophiocordycipitaceae.
AUGAACAGGCCACGCAACCGCCAGCCGCGGCCGAACCGCAACGGCGGCAGCAACAAGCCCGCCAACCACGCCCCUGGCGCGAGCACGCAGCAGCGCGACGCCAGCUCCCGUUCCCGCCCCGGCGGCGGCGGCGGUGGCCGGCCGUACUCCCCCGCGACGCCACAGCAGGCCACCGGCACGGUACCUACCGUCCAGCAGGUCGUCCCCGGCGCGUCCGUCUUCAUCGUGCACAAAGAGGACCAGCCCACGGGGCGCGAGACGGCCGGCGUCGUGGCCGAGCUGCUCACGCGCGGGAACCACCCGCGCGGCAUCAAGGUGCGCCUGCGGAGCGGGCAGGUCGGCCGCGUGCAGCGCAUGAACGGCGAUGGGGCUGGCGCUGCUGGCCCGUCUUCCUCCGGGAGCACUGAGGUGAUGGCUGCGACGGCGGCGGCCGGCAACCCCGUCGUGGCUCCUUCAGCGGGCAGGUUCCCCCAUCGCUACACGGAUGUGAGGCGCGAGAUGGACGAGUUUCCCGAAGGCCCGCCGGCGAGGAGCCUGGCGGACUUUAUGCCUUCGGUUCCGAAUGACGAUGGCUACGCGUCAGAUGGAGGGCGAGGUGGACCUGUCGCUCGAUGCCCCGUCUGUGACGCGUUCGAAGGCGACGAGUCGGCGGUAACACAUCACAUCGAACGCGAGCACUUUGGCUGA